Molecule: messenger RNA, 1259 nt
Organism: Ceutorhynchus assimilis (cabbage seed weevil)
Lineage: Eukaryota; Metazoa; Arthropoda; Insecta; Coleoptera; Curculionidae
Source: the annotation of a GenBank genome assembly
UUUCCCCUUUUGACAUUUUGUAGUUGUUUUUCUUCUGACCCAAAAUCCCCAAACAAAAAUGGUCAGAAAACGGUCCAGAACGGCCUCGACCCGUCGAAAAACCUACGACAGCGACGACGAAGACCUGGAAAGCGACUCAGAAAUCAAUUCCAGCCCGGAAGCGUCGCCCCAGCCCAAACGCUACGGCCUCAGACAGCGAACCAAGAAAACAAUAUUCUUCGAAGACUACGAAGACUUUGAAGAGCCUCAGAAAUCUAAGGCGGACAGCUCAGAAGACGACGAGUACCAAAUUGAAGAGGAUCUGAAAAGUUUCAAAACUGUAAACCACAAAACGCGUAGAAGCAGGUUGAAGAUUACUCCGAGAAGGAAAAGUCUUCAGUUGUCGGUGUUGGAAAAUGAUCCGUCUGAAGAUUUGACAGUUUCGGUUGGUGCAAUUCUGCCACUUGAUUUGGAGCAGGAUCAGGAUCUGAACGAUGGGUUGAUUGAUUAUGAGGACAUGAUCAGAGCGGAUGUUGUGGUUAAUAAGAAGUUGGACGAGGAGGGGGCGAGUAAGGCUGAUGCUCAGGAGAUCAGAAAAGGGGGUGACAAUAGUAUGGAUAAAGGUCGAAGAGGUCGCAAACCGAAAAAAAAAUUCUCCCCCGCCGCCGUGGACGACGACGCUUCCGCCAAGCUCGAAGUCCAAAUCGACCCCGCAAACUUCGUGCACCAGAACGAGAUCAGAAAAACCAACGGUCUGAGCCCGGCGAGCACCAGAAGCCGCAAAAAACCGGCUCAGAACGGCGCGAAAAUCGAACUCGCCCCCUCAAUUCUUGACGGAAUCGAAAAAUUCGUCCCCCCCAACCUGGAUGAUAAGGAAAAAGAAGUCGUUCUGAGCAACGAGUAUUUGCUCGGAAACAGCUUUGACAUGACGGCGGAUCAGUUUUUGGAACGUCAAAAGGAGCCUCAGAAAGAGGAGGAGGAGGAUCAGAACUUGCUUCAGAAUUUGCCUCCAAUGGAUUUUGAUGAAAGCGGCAGCGACGAUGACGUAGUGAUUAUUGAGAAAAAGCCGGAAAUCAUCGUUUUAGAUGACGACUGAAGAUUAAAAAAAAAACUUUUCUGAGUGUAUGUUUUCUGAGUACUUUUUAAGGAUUAAUUUUAAUAAUUGGUUUGUUCACACGGAGACGAAAUCGGAUUUUAAUUAUUUUGUACAUAUUAUUAAGUAGGGUAUUUCAAAUUUUUUCUCCUCAAAUAAUUAUAAAUAAAAAUAGUUUUAAAUUUGA